Messenger RNA from Saxophila tyrrhenica, 3804 nucleotides. It is a transcript of the gene RRP12, whose product is annotated as pre-rRNA processing protein. The coding region runs from base 1 to 3804 and encodes 1267 amino acids. The transcript has a single exon. The record is from RefSeq and is a predicted model, not a curated record. NCBI's taxonomy places the organism in Eukaryota, Fungi, Ascomycota, Dothideomycetes, Mycosphaerellales, Extremaceae.
AUGUCUCUACAGACGAGACUCGACAAGAUCCGCUCGUCGCCGAAGCUUCAGAACCAGCAGCAGACCGCAGUGGUACUCGGCGCAAUCGAGGACACUUUGCGCUCGCAGAAAAGCGAGCUCACACCCACUGCCUAUUUUGCUGCGCUUCUCAGUCUACUCGGCCAGUAUAUUUCGAACGACAAAGGACUUGUCAACAAAGAGGGAGCAAGCGCGGUUGUAUACCUGCUCGAUCUAGUGACGAGCCAUGUCCCGGCACCACUUCUACGAUCCAAGUUCUCUCAGAUCCUCGAGAGUCUUGCGCCUAGCUUGACCUGUACGGACGCAGAGGCGCCGUUGUUAAGAGCCAGUAUAGGAUGUCUGGAGUCUCUGCUUCUGGCUCAAGAUUCGCAGUCAUGGGCGCUGCCGCAAUCGUCAAGCAGUCCCAGAGGCGCAGUGGGCGGUCUUCUCGCUUUGGCUGUGGACUCCAGGCCGAAGGUUCGCAAGCGGGCGCAGGACGCGAUCAGCAAUGUGCUGAAGCAUCCACCACCGAGUCCGUCGCUGGAUCAUCCGGCGGGUGAAAUGUGCGCGGAGACAGCGUCACGAGGGCUACAAGCGGCGGCGGAGGAAGCGGGCAGUCGGCGGAAGAAGCAUAAGAGCAAGGAGCAGCAGGACCAUGAUCCGAGGCUCAUGCAUGCACUACAGUUGGUGAAGACGAUUGCGUCUGCGGAGAAUGGCUGGCCGAGCAGGAAGAUCGAUGCGCUGUGUGAAGUGCUGCUCAACAUUUCGAGGAGUAGCAACGAGUUCCUCACGAUGGCGGCCUUUGAGGUGUUUGAGAUUAUCUUUGCCGGCAUGGCCGACGAGGUGUCUUCAGCGAAGUUGCCCAGGCUGCUUGAAGCUAUCACGGAACUGCAGCCGUCGCAGAACGAUACACAACUGCUACCGCCGUGGAUUGCGGUGUUGAGCAGAGGGUAUGAUGUGUCUGCUCAGAUCGAGCCUGAAGCGACCUUUCAAAAGCUGGCGGACCUCUUUAGCAAGAUAUCCACCUUCUUGCCAGCAUCCUCGCACAACAUCCGAGUCUCGGCAUCGGAAUGUCUGAUCUCGCUGCUACAUACUUGCAUUCCUGAUUCAGUUCUACUUGAGCCUUCGAUCAUGGACGACAAGGUGUUGGAGAAGGUUUGCCGGACAUUGCAGGAUCUAUUGAGCGUCAAAUUCCAGUCAGCGUGGAUGGAGGUCUUCAAUGUCUUGACAGCAGCUUUUGAAGUGCUCAGGUGGCGAUCGUAUCCGCUGCUCGAGAGUGUAGUCAGGAGUGUAGGAGACAUGCGAGGGAACGACUCUUUCAGUGGGAAGAAAGAGGCUGACGCUCUGCUGAGUGCUGCCAUUCGCGCAAUGGGCCCGGAUAACGUCCUCUCGAUCAUACCUCUGAACUUGUUCAAGCCAAUGCAAGGCCAGCCUGGACGAGCGUGGCUAUUACCGCUCAUGCGUAGCUCAGUGAGCAAUACGCGACUCGCACACUUCCGCUCGGAGCUUGUACCCCUGAGCGAGACGAUGUUCCAGCGGGUGCUCAACCAUGGCAAUGCCGAGAAGACGAUGGACAUCAAAAUUUUCGAAACUGUGAUCAGCCAGAUAUGGUCGUGUCUUCCCGGAUACUGCGAGCUUCCGCUGGAUCUGAGAGAGCAAUUCGAUCAGUCUUUUGCUGAGCUGAUCAGCAACUUGCUCUACCAGCAGCCACAUCUCAGGACUGACAUUUGCAAAGCGCUGCAGAAUGUUGUGGAAACCAACAAGGCGAUUGCCGACCUUGAGAGCGACGAGAACCUCAUUCAGCAAGGUCGAGUGACGAAAGCAGAGGCGAAGCAGAAUCUGGAUCAUCUUGCCGGUCUUGCCGGGAACCUGCUCGCUGUGCUGUUCAAUGUGUACAGCCAGACACUACCACACAACAGAGGCAAUCUGCUUCAAUGCAUCAACGCUUUUCUGAGCAUCACGCCAGCACAAGAACUGAUGGAGACGUUCCAGCGUGUCGCGAGCAUGCUCGAGACUGCCAUUGCGGAGCAGGCACAGGUUCAGAGCGAGAAGCCUAAGCAGAAGCAGCAACCCUCCAGCGACGAGGCGAAGAACAAGAUGCCACCAACCUCUCACACACUGAUGGAUCUGGUCAUUACCAUGUCCAUCUACCUGCCACGAGAGAGCUUCGCUGGUCUGUUCAGCAUGGCGGCCAACCUCGUCAGCAAGGACGAUGACGCUCAGCUGCAAAAGAAGGCCUACAAGCUUAUCCCACGACUGUCUGAAAGCGAAAUCGGAAGGCAGGCACUGGAAGAGCGCAGUGAAGACCUUCAGCAAUUGCUGCUUGCGGCAACAGACAAGGUCUCCCCGCCAGCCCGUCGGGAUCGGUUGGACUCCCUAGCAAGAGUAGUGCCUUUCCUUCCUGCUUCCGACCUGCACUUCAUUCCCUCAGUACUGUCCGAGGUCGUGAUCAGCACGAAAGAGGUGAAUGAGAAGGCACGCACAGCGGCUUUCGAUCUGCUGGUACUGAUGGGAGAGAAGAUGGCCGAGGGUGGUACGGUGGUCAACUCCAAGGUCCCGCACAUGUCGCCAGACGCGCCCUCUGCACCCGCCAGUCUCGAGGAGUACUUCACCAUGGUGUCUGCUGGUCUGGCCGGCUCGACUCCGCAUAUGGUGUCCGCCUCCAUCACUGCGCUUACCAGGCUUCUGUACGACUUUAGAACGCAGCUCAAAGAUGAGACCAUCUCGGAUCUCGUCCAAACCAUGGACCUGUUCCUGACCUCGAACAACCGCGAGAUCGUCCGAUCAGUGCUAGGAUUUGUCAAGGUCUGCGUUAUCUCGCUAUCCACUGAGCUCUUGCAACCACGACUGCCCAGUCUCAUCCCAAAUCUCAUCACGUGGAGCCACGAGCACAAGGCUCAGUUCAAAGCUAAAGUCAAGCACAUCUUUGAGCGGAUGAUUCGGCGGUUUGGUGCAGACCUCAUCGAACAAUACACUCCAGAGGACGAUCGAAAGCUGGUCACCAACAUUCGCAAGACCAGAGAGCGCAGGAAGAAGAAGCGGGAUGCGGAUGAUGGCGCGGAUGAGAAAGUCGACGACAGAAGAAAGGGCAAGUUCGAGAGCGAGUACGACGAGGCAGUGUACGGCUCGGGCUCCGAAGAUGAGUCUGGCUCAGACAUCUCUGACGAUGAGGUUCUCGGUCGCUCGGCAGCCAAGGGCCAGAAAGCCAAACAGCAGCAAUCCAAGCAAUAUAUCGUGGAAGACGACGACGAGCCGCUGGAUCUGCUGGACCGUCGAGCACUGGCGCACGUGUCCUCCACCAAGCCUAAAGGAGCACGCGCUGCACCGGAUGCGACGAAGAAGAAGGCCAAGACCGAUAUCGACGGCAAGCUCGUCUUCAACGAGGAGUCCGACGACGAUGACGUGAUGGAGUUUGACGAUCAAGGCAUGUCUAACGGCCAAGAGCCGGGCGAUGGGACGCUUGAAGGUGGCAUCAAUGCCUAUGUCAACGCUAUCAAAGGCCGAGAUGCGCCGCAAGAGGGCCAGAGGAGGAAGCUGAAGUUUAAGAAUAAAGGUGCUCCUGGCGGCGGUGAUGAGAUGGAGAUUGAUGAAGGGGAUGUUGUGGCUGCGAAGAAGAGGAUGGGCGCCAGUCCACGUGGGCGCGGGGGGAAGCAGAAGUCUAUGAGGAGAGGGUUGGGGAUGGAUAAGGUGCGUGGUGGGCAACCGAAUGGCGAGAGGGGUGGUGGGGUUAGGAAGCCGAGAGGCGGGAGUGGCCGGGGUGGGAGUGGGAGGCAUGGUCUGCAGAGUAGACGUGGGAAGAGACAUUGA